AGGCGAACCGAUACCGAGAUGAAGCUACAAGAACAAGUAACAUCAUCCGUGCAUCGUCUAACUAUCAAUCGGACCCUGUCAGUGAGAGAUUAUGUUCACUAUCAAGGUGCUCGUGGCGGUCGUGCUCUGUACGACAGGGACACUCUCAGCCCCCCAACGACCAUCGAGCGGCGCCGACAAGGAUGCUGUGAUCACAUCACAACAGCUCGAAGUUAACUUCGACGGGAACUACAUCAAUAACUUCGAGACGAGCAAUGGGAUUUCGCACCAGGAAAGCGGCCAGCCGAAACAAGUGGACAAUGAGACGCCAGUAGUGUCGCAGGGGUCCGAUUCGUACACGGCGCCCGAUGGCCAACAGGUGAGCAUCACAUACGUCGCGGACGAGAACGGGUUCCAAGUCCAGGGCUCGCACAUCCCCACGGCGCCGCCUAUACCUCCGGAGAUUCAAAGGGCGCUCGAAUGGAACGCGGCGCACCCGGAAGAGGACGACGGCGGUCAGCCCAGACCACCCCCUGGCAGAGGUAAAUGAGCCACUCGCACCUCGAACGUGACCUGAUUUACCCGAGCCAGCUUGCCAUGGACAGAAACCGACCCUGAACCUCCGAUCAACCAUAAAAAUGAAUAAACGAAUAAACACAAAUAAUAGCGUGGUAUAUUAAUCUAAAUAGACUCUUCGUUACAGAUAACUAUAAAUGAAAAAAAAAAAAUACACUGUUAGGCCGCGAGCCAGCCGG
Molecule: messenger RNA, 734 nt
Organism: Ceratina calcarata
Lineage: Eukaryota; Metazoa; Arthropoda; Insecta; Hymenoptera; Apidae
Gene: CPR14
Product: cuticular protein 14
Exons: 4
Coding region: 92-529 (145 amino acids)
Cellular component (GO): chitin-based extracellular matrix
Molecular function (GO): structural constituent of chitin-based larval cuticle
Source: RefSeq, a predicted model, not a curated record